AUGUCAUAUAAAGUUGCCGCUUUUCGAACGAAGAGCCAUUUGGUGAGACAAUUAUCGGUUUCGACGUCAAAGCCUCGUCGUGUAAUAGCAAUAAGAAGAGAAGAUCAAUCAGUAUGGGAGAGACGCGCACCUUUUUCGCCGGCCAACGUGAACAGGCUGGUGCGGCAAGGAGUUAAAGUCAUAGUGCAGCCUUCCAACCGUCGUGCAUACCCUAUGCAGUCAUACCUAAACGCUGGUGCAAUAAUCCAGGAGGAUAUCAGCGAAGCGAGCGUGAUAUUUGGCGUCAAGCAAACACCUAUCGAUCUUCUUAUACCUAACAAGACAUAUUGUUUUUUUUCACACACUAUCAAAGCCCAGGAAGCUAAUAUGCCUAUGUUGGAUGCUAUUCUAGCAAAGAAUAUUCGCCUAAUUGACUACGAGAAGCUGAUGGACGGUGCAGGGAACAGAGUGGUGGCGUUUGGAAAAUACGCCGGUGUAGCUGGAAUGAUUAAUAUAUUGCACGGUCUCGGGUUACGAUUGCUAGCUCUUGGCCACCAUACUCCUUUUAUGCACGUGGGUCCAGCGCACAAUUAUAGAAAUUCAAGUAUGGCGCGUCAAGCAAUACGCGAUGCUGGCUACGAAGUUGCGCUUGGAAUGAUGCCAAAGUCCCUUGGACCUCUAACAUUUGUGUUUACGGGCUCAGGAAAUGUAUCUCAGGGAAGUCAAGAAAUUUUCCAAGAACUUCCACACGAAUACGUACCGCCAGAGAUGUUAAGGAAAGUGGCAGAACAUGGCAGCCCAAAUAAAAUCUACGGAUGCGAAGUACGUCGUCGGCAUCAUCUGGUAAGGAAGAAUGGUGGCGGAUACGAUAAUCAGGAGUACGAGGAACAUCCAGAACGAUACGUUUCUACAUUUGCGCAAACGAUUGCGCCGUACACAUCCGUCCUCGUGAACUGUAUCUACUGGGCUGUGGACAGUCCGAAGCUUCUGACUAUACCUGAUGCCAAACACCUUUUCCUGCCUUCGCAUACACCAUGGCUCCCCAAGAGCGUUGGAGCACCAGCGCUUCCACACAGAAUGCUGGCUAUCUGCGACAUAUCUGCAGACCCUGGGGGUUCGAUCGAGUUCAUGAACGAAUGCACGACCAUCGAUACGCCGUUCUGUCUUUAUGACGCCGACAGAAACAAGGAUACGAAAAGCUUCAAAGGUCCUGGCGUGCUGGUGUGCUCCAUAGAUAACAUGCCGACACAGCUACCAAGAGAAUCUACGGACUUCUUUGGAGAUUUGCUGUUUCCCUAUGCAGACGACAUCAUGAAGUCAGAUGCCACAAAGCCUUUAGAAGAGCACGAUUUUUCACCGGUCGUUAAAGGUGCCAUAAUAACAAGUAACGGUAAACUAACACCUUCCUUUGAGUACAUCAAUGAACUAAGAAUGGCAAAUACACGAUCUCGACACAAAGUGGGAGGUCACGAGGAACAAACUCCUGUGCUGAUUCUCGGCAGUGGCCUGGUCUCAGCGCCCGUCGUAGAGUACUUGGCGAGAGACAAGAAUGUCGCUGUCACUGUUGCGUCGCAAGUGAGAGAAGAAGCGGAUGCCCUCGCCGAACGUUAUGGCGUCCGUGCGGAGUUCAUCCAAGCCAACGAUGAGGCGGCGCUGCGGUCGCUGGCUUCGAACUCAAGACUCGUGGUGUCUCUGUUGCCCUAUGAACUCCACGGACCGGUGGCAAGGGCAUGCGUCAGCGCUGGCGUACACAUGGUCACCGCUUCCUACGUGAGGCCUGAAGUCCAGGAACUGCAUGAGUCCGCGAAAGAAGCAGGAGUAACGUUAUUGAACGAAGUCGGUCUGGAUCCGGGCAUCGAUCACCUUCUGGCGCUAGAAUGUAUACACAACAUUCAAAAUCAUGGUGGACGGAUAGAUUCGUUCGUUUCCUAUUGUGGAGGCCUCCCUGCUCCGGAAUUCAGUGACAAUGCAUUACGAUACAAAUUCUCAUGGAAUCCUCGGGGCGUACUUCUCAACACUAUUUCUAGCGCAAAAUAUCUAAGUAGAGGUCAGAUAGUCGAAGUUCUGAGCGGCGGAGAAUUGAUGUCUGUGGCUCGCGAUUUAGAUUUCUUACCCGGGUUCGCCUUCGAAGGCUUCCCCAACAGGGACAGCACGAAGUACGCUGAACUUUACGGUAUAAACGACGUGCACACAAUGUUCAGAGGAACUAUACGUUACAAAGGUUUUGCGGAGACCAUGAUAGCCAUGCAACUGUUUGGACUAGUGGACCCUAACCCGCAUCCAUCUCUGCACCCUGAAGGUCCGGCUAUUACCUGGCGUCAAUUUGCCUGCGAGCUACUUGGCCUUCUAGAUACGUCGAUAUUCUACGAGAAUCUCAAGACACGGCUUUCGGAAAGAAUAGGUGUGUCGGGGGCUCAGGCGCUCGAGUCGCUGGGACUACUGAGCGAUGAUACAGUUGUCAAAUGCGGCACACCGCUCGACACUAUCAGUCACUAUCUCGGCAAGCGUUUACAACUGGAGAAAGACGAGACGGACUUGGUGGUGCUGCGGCACGAGGUGGGAGUGACGUGGAGCGACGGGCGGCGCGAGCGGCGCGAGGUCACCAUGACGGUGCGCGGCGAGCCGGCGCGCCACACCGCCAUGGCGCGCACCGUCGGCCUGCCCACCGCCAUCGCCGCCAAGAUGCUGCUUGACGGCGAAAUCCAAGACCGCGGAGUGGUGUUGCCGUUUUCUCCUACCGUAUACAAAUCUCUAUUAUCAAGACUAAGGGCCGACGGUAUUACUGCGAAAGAAGUCUGUAGGCCGCUUAAUUAA
Molecule: messenger RNA, 2793 nt
Organism: Parnassius mnemosyne (clouded apollo)
Lineage: Eukaryota; Metazoa; Arthropoda; Insecta; Lepidoptera; Papilionidae
Source: the annotation of a GenBank genome assembly